CAGCCGUUGGGUCACGUGGACUUCUAUCCCAAUUCGGGGACCCACAUGCCAGGAUGCAAACUCACAUUUGAGGAAGCUCUCGAAAUGGAGAACGGUUCUGUCGUCGAUGGUAUGAGACUAUUUGUGGGUUGCAACCACAUGAGGGGCAUCGACUACUUCAUCGAAUCCAUCAAUUCUCCUUGCCCUUUCCUCGCUUUUGAGUGUUCCAAUUAUGCCGAGUACACGCGAGGAGGCUGUGGGAGUUGUGGCCAAAGGGGAGAGAAGUGUGGAAGAAUGGGAUAUCAUGCCAAAGAAGCCUGGAAACCAGAUUUCUACCAAGGGGAAUCCCGGAAAUUCUACCUCCUCACCGGCCGUCGUCAUCCAUACUGCCGGGUGACCCACAUGGUGACGGUGGUCGUGGCGGAUCACCAGAUCUCAGACGACCAUGAAGACGGUGUCGGCAGGUUUUACAUCACUCUUCAUGGAUCUCGUGGCUCUUCCUCUAGUUCGCGACUCGGAGAGGAGUAUGCACAUCAUUUCAGCAGAAUUUUCAGUCAAGUUUAGUUUGCAG
This is a messenger RNA of Darwinula stevensoni, 550 nucleotides long. NCBI's taxonomy places the organism in Eukaryota, Metazoa, Arthropoda, Ostracoda, Podocopida, Darwinulidae. The record is from the annotation of a GenBank genome assembly.